AUGUCAUUACUCUUUGAAUCUGAUUUGGGAACUUAGAAAUAAAGAAGUCAAACAUUCAAAGGAAUUUUGAAGUAUCGUUAAGGGUUCACCAUGCCUCAUUGUGAUAACAAUAGCGAGGAUGCAUCAUUCGAGCCAAAUGUAUGUUCAAAUAGAAAGAUUGAAAUACAAUAACCUGUCUAAAAUGCUUUUAAAGGAGAUAUCUUGAGUCCUGAUCCCGACCCUGAUAUGGAGGAGGAUAGUAAGAGCAUGCUCCAAAUAGAGAUCAAGGAAAAAACUAAUUUGUGGGUCCAUGGAGGGCUGAGAAUAAUGUUUUAUAUCACUAAAUUUGUAAAGUAAAUGAAAACUCAUUCGAUGGAGGUCAAGUUCAAAUCAUUAACAAAUGAGAUAGUGGAUUUGAUUCAGGAUUAAGCAAGCGACGCAGAUAAUUUAUUGCAUAAAUUGAAUAAAGUCGAAUAAGUAAUGCAGAAUUUGAAAUGGAUUUUGAAUUAGUUGCCUGUUUUGGAUCCCGACUCAAAUAUUAAAAUAAUUUGGGACAUUUUUGUAUUAACCCAAAUUAUCAUCAACAUAUUCUACAUUCCGAUGAAGUUGGGAUUUGGUUUUGAAAGAGAAGACUUUCUGAGUAGUAUAUUUUUAGAGACCUUGCCCUCUUGGACCUUUGUGAUCGAUAUAAUACUGACAUUCUUUACUGCUUUUUAUAGCCAAGGUUAAAUUCAUAGAGAUAAGUAGGAAAUUCUAAAACAUUAUGCAAGUCUUCAAUUAUGGUGGGACUUGAUGAUUGUAAUUCCAUUUAUUUUGUCAUCUUAUUCAGUGCCUUACACAGAAUACAUUUUGUUAUUGAGAGUGACGAAGGUGAAAUCGAUGAUUGAAGCAAUUGAGGAAGUCACAAACCCAUCAAUCAAUGUGCAAACCAUAUUGGAACUCUUCAAAUCUAUGUUUUUGGUACUUUUUGUGUCUCAUUUUUGUGCAUGCUUAUGGAAUUUGAUAGGAGAAAACCAAUUGGAGAAUGGGAAGAAUUCAUGGUUGAUAGCCAAGAAUAUCACUGAUGCAAGUUGGCUCACAAAAUACAUACACGCUUUCUAUUUCAGUACAAUUACUACUUUAACUAUUGGUUAUGGUGAUAUAGUACCUCAGACCGAUUUAGAGAGAAUCUAUGUGAUUUUAAUGGCUAUGGUGAUAUGUGGUCUAUUCGGAUACACAAUAUCGAGUAUUGGAAAUAUUUUAAGAUAACUGACUGAGAAAGAACAGUAAUUCAAGUAGUAAAUGAUGCACAUAAACAACUUCCUUAAGAAGAAAAAUAUUAACAAAUAAUUAAUGUUGUAGGUUAGGAAAUACUUCGAAUACUUUUUAAGGAUGGAACAAGAUUACAAUGAAUUGGGCGAAAAAAUGAUGGUCAAUCUAGAUAAGAAGUUAAAAGAGUAGGUUGCAAUAGAUAUGUAUUGUGAAAUGUUGAAGAAAUCCAGAUUAAUCAAGUAGACCUUAUCAUUGAAAAGUGUUCAAAAAUUGUGUUCAUAUGUACAUGAACUUAAGGUAGCCCCUGAAGAGAUUAUAGCAACACAAAAUGAUUAAGCUAAUAAACUUAUAUUUAUCUAAAGUGGAUAAUUGAGUGAUUAGAAGUUGAGAGAAACUAUUGUUGCCACUAUUGAGGAAGGCAAAUUUGUGGGUGAAAAAGAAUUUAUUACUUAGGCACGUUAUGAUUACUCUAUUAGAUCUACCAAAUUCUGUUAGAUUGCAUUUAUCAAUUAUGAGGAUUUUCUUAGGGUUGUUCGUGAAGAUGCUUUAGAAGAAGAGAAUUACUGCAUGCUUCGAGAUCAAAUGUUGUUUACAGAGGAGAAGUAAAAUUAUGGAGAGGUUUGUUGCAUUUGCAAAUGGACACAUCAAUUUAAGAAUUGUCCUUUAGUUUUCGUGCAUUUUAACUAAGAUAGAAUCAGAAAGAAGUUUAUGAUGUCAGAAGAUAUGAUAAGGGCCUCCCAUAAUAGAGUGGAGAUGAAGAGAAUGUUUCAGAGGAACAUCAUAAGAGAACACGCUUUGGCCAUUAUUGUUAAUGAUAACAUCAUUUCAAUAGAUGAUUUAACAGAUUAAUAUCUAGAUAUGCUGGGUUUCAACAUGGAGGAUGAUCAAAAUGGAAGAAUAAUCAAAACAUUGAAAAGUCAAAAGUCUAAUAAAUCCAUGUUAAGAGGAUUUACAGGAUUCGAACAAUUCAGCAGUGAUUCCUCCAGUAGUAAUGAAUCCAGUUCCUAAUUUAAUAAAACUAAAACUCCUAAAUCAUCGAAAUACUCUCAUCUGCAAAGUAUGGAACAGAAGAAGGUUAAAUUUCAUCCAACUCCUGAACCAGAACCUAAGGUUCUCAGAGCUUAAAACUCAUUCAGAAGGAAAGCAGAUAAUAGACAUAAAACUCUUUAGAGAUUGACUCAAAUAUCUAAUAAUAGAUUUACCAACAUUACUUGUAUCUCAUAAGAUCAAGUCCCGUAAUAGUAGUAAUAAUAAGUGUAAUAAACUCAAUAAACUUAAUAAAGUGUCUAAAAACUAAGGAAAAAUAAUUCAAGUUCGUAUUCAAACAUGGAUCUUGAAAUGCCUGCAAAAUCUCUAUCUAAAUCUGAGGUCACUGGUAGUAACAUGGUUAACUAGUUGGACGAAGUUAUUUCCUUAAGACCAAGCGAUUCUCCUAAUUAAAUUUAGAGAGUGGAUUUUGAAUUAGAUAGAUAUUUUAUUACAACCUACUAUUUUACUCACUUCAAUUUAGAUAAAAUCCUCCAAAAACUUCAAAAACCCAGAAGAACAAUUAGAUCUGAACACAUACAAAGCAUUAUUAGAAAAUCGAAAAUAAAGCCAAGUCAAUAUACCCCUUUAACUGAUUGA
Molecule: messenger RNA, 2856 nt
Organism: Paramecium tetraurelia
Lineage: Eukaryota; Ciliophora; Oligohymenophorea; Peniculida; Parameciidae
Exons: 5
Biological process (GO): potassium ion transmembrane transport; regulation of membrane potential
Cellular component (GO): membrane
Molecular function (GO): voltage-gated potassium channel activity
Source: RefSeq, a predicted model, not a curated record